AUGAAGAAAAUUACCAAAAAGUUAUCGUCCAAGUACGUGAAGCUCCACAAGAGCCGGCUCCGGCAAGAGGGGUCUAUGAAGUCGGAGGACGGUGGAGAGAUUUUCCAGGAAAAUCACCCGCCCGAAAAUGAAGAAAGUAAUGAGACAAAGGACACAUCGAAGGUUACAAAGAUUAUGGAGUCCAUGCAUCGUAAGCUAAUGCUAAAAGAGAAGACAAGUAAAAAGUACAUCGACGUGGACGAUCAAGAACAUUCCCAGAGGUCUGAACGCUCGGUUAGCAAGGACGACCAGCUUGAAGGUUCUGUUAGAAACAUGAAUCGUGGUGAUAAGGACCAGCUUGAAGGUUCGGUUAGAAACAGUCACAUGGAUCAUCUUGAAGAAUUGAUAAGGGAUCGUAUGGACAAUACUGAAGGUUCCAUUAAGAAAGGCUCUCGUAACCGUGUGGACCAACUCGAAGAAUCUCAGCUUGAAAACGUUACACCUAAAACAAGCGGUCAAGUAGAUCAAUCAGAAGAAUCAACUAAGAAUCCUUCUGAUUUUGCUUCCAAAAAAGAUUAUCUCGAUUGGAUUGAAUACGUUGAAGGUUCUAGUCAUCAUUGUUUCGAUCGAUCCGAAAAUCUUAAAAGCCCACAUAGAAAGGACGACAACGACCAUGAUCAGAUAAGCGUUGGGAUAUCGGAAGGAUCCAUAGAGGGGAAUAACGAUGAGAUGCUAUUACUCAAGAGCUCCAAGUAUAGCAAAAUAAAGUCCAAAGAUUCGAAAGGUUACAAGAAAGGAAAAGGUAGCAAGGUCAAAGAUUCAUUGAAAAGUCAAAUGGUUGACUAA
This is a messenger RNA of Raphanus sativus (radish), 825 nucleotides long. RefSeq lists its product as uncharacterized. The transcript has a single exon. NCBI's taxonomy places the organism in Eukaryota, Viridiplantae, Streptophyta, Magnoliopsida, Brassicales, Brassicaceae. The record is from RefSeq and is a predicted model, not a curated record. Bases 1 to 825 code for a protein of 274 amino acids.